UUUUCAGUUUUAUUGAUUGCUAUGAGUAUGUCGGCUAACGAAAAUUUGUUUACAGAGGAAAGAGCAAACAUAUAUACAGAAACAGAAAACGAAAACUGGAAAGAAGAAACUGUUGAAGAUUUGGAUGAUGAAUAUUUAACAGAAGAAGAAAAACUUCAUCCAUGGAAACAAACCAAAGUAUUUUAUUGGUCCGUAUUUGUAGCUUCUGUUGCAGUAUUGUUCUAUGGUAUUGAUAUUUCUGCCAUCAGUGGAGCACAAGUAGGUUACAAACCACACUUUCAUAUUUCUUCUAGAACCAAUUUGGUUGGAGUUAUGGUGUCUUGUAUUUAUUUUGGUACUUUUAUUGGAGUAUUUGUUGCAUUAUACACCAAUACUUAUUUUGGAAGAAGGUUCUCUAUAUAUGUAGCAGCCAUUUUGUCUACAGGUGGCUGUUUAUGGGAAGCACUUGCUCCUUCUUGGCAAGUAUUUAUUCCUGGGCGUCUGGUAGUUGGCAUUUCUUAUGGUAUUAUUGGAGAGACUGCACCUGUAUUUCUCGCAGAAAUGGCUCCUACGAGUAUUAGAGGUGGCAUAGUAUCUCUAUAUCAGCAAGUAAUUACUAUUGGCAUCUUUAUUGGCUAUUUGGUGAACGUGAUAUUUGUUUGGGUGGAUUAUAAAGUAACAGGUUGGCGUAUUAUGAUUGGAGCUCCUAUGGUUCCUUCUAUCAUUGAAGUGUUUCUUGUAUGGACAGCUCCAGAAUCUCCAAGAUGGUUAAUCAAAAGAGGCAGAUUGGAAGAAGCUAAGCGUAAUUUAAUGAAACUUCGACUUUAUCCAGAAACUGCUGAAAAGGAUUUCAUUCGUAUUAAGAAAUCUAUUGAAGAAGAUGAAAGACUUCAAGAAGGCAAAAAUUUGAUGUUGGAGUUGAUUCGACUCCCUUUCUUGAGGAGAGCUGUUUUGGUUGGCAUCAUGGAAAUGUUGUUUCAACAAAUGAGUGGAAUGAAUGUUUUUAUGAAUUAUAUUGACACUGUCUUUCAAGAGAACAUUCAUAUGAGUUCACGCGAUUCUGUUGCAGUUAGUUUAUUUCCAGGUUUUGUGAAUAUGAUGGCUACUCCGAUAGUAUUCUUUACUAUUGAUCGCUAUGGGAGAAGAACAUUACAAUUGGUCACUUUUCCAAUUAUGUUUUUAAUGUUAUUGAUGGUAUUAUUUUCCUUUUAUGGAGAUCGCAAAGUGAACUUGGCAUUCUUUAUAAUUGGAGUUAUAUUCUUCAUCGUAGCUUAUUCUCCUGGUGCAGGUCCAGUGCCUUGGACCUUCUGUGCAGAAGUAUUUCCUACUUAUGUACGUGCAGCAGGAACUUUGGUUACCACAUUUUUUGUGAAUGCUUUCAACUUUGCACUUUCUUUCUCUUGGCCUUCGAUGGAAGCUGCAUGGGGACCACAAGGAUCAUUUGGUUUCUAUGCAGGUUUUAACUUUUUAGGAAUAUUAAUGCAAUUUCUAUUCCUUCCUGAAACCAAAGGAUAUACCUUGGAACAAAUGAAAGUCGUAUUCGAAGAAGGACUAUUUACUAUAGCAUGGUAUCAUAUCCGUUCAGGUUGGAGAAGUCUUCGAAAGUUGUUGGGUUUGCCUGUAUCCAAUACUCCUCUUAUUUCACCCUAUGAUAAAGCUGUGGCAUUAUCAAGAGCAAGAGAAGAAGAAUUACGUCGUCAUUCAGGUGAGCCAGUGAAGGACGGAUAGACGUAGACUGUUUAAUUAAGAUGAUGGAGGCAUGUCACUGUUGCGUUUUGUUUGAAUAAAAGUAUACUUUAAACCAGCAUUGUUUGCAUUGGCAUAGAGAAUAAACCACAUUCCAAAAAUCGCUUUGGUAUAUUGCGGUGAAAUGAAUUUAAAGCACUUACCAGAGCUGUUGAAGGGGUAAAAUACGCAAAUACUCGACUUCUACAAAGAGUAUGUCGACCGACUCUAGUAAACCUUGCUCAGCUGUA
Molecule: messenger RNA, 1955 nt
Organism: Galdieria sulphuraria
Lineage: Eukaryota; Rhodophyta; Bangiophyceae; Galdieriales; Galdieriaceae
Product: MFS transporter, SP family, sugar:H+ symporter
Exons: 1
Coding region: 22-1707 (561 amino acids)
Biological process (GO): transmembrane transport
Cellular component (GO): membrane
Molecular function (GO): myo-inositol:proton symporter activity
Source: RefSeq, a predicted model, not a curated record